Molecule: messenger RNA, 423 nt
Organism: Caenorhabditis briggsae
Lineage: Eukaryota; Metazoa; Nematoda; Chromadorea; Rhabditida; Rhabditidae
Gene: Cbr-mce-1
Product: Protein CBR-MCE-1
Exons: 2
Coding region: 1-423 (140 amino acids)
Biological process (GO): L-methylmalonyl-CoA metabolic process
Cellular component (GO): mitochondrion
Molecular function (GO): methylmalonyl-CoA epimerase activity
Source: RefSeq, a predicted model, not a curated record
AUGGCUUCGCACCCAUUAGCCGGCCUUCUCGGAAAAUUGAACCACGUGGCAAUUGCCACUCCGGAUUUGAAGAAAUCCUCGGAUUUCUACAAGAAUCUUGGUGCCAAAGUUUCCGAAGCUGUGCCCCAAAAAGAGCACGGCGUCUACACUGUGUUCGUCGAACUACCAAACUCUAAAAUCGAAUUGUUGCAUCCAUUCGGCGAGAAAUCUCCGAUUCAAGCAUUUCUGAACAAGAAUAAAGACGGUGGAAUGCAUCACAUUUGCAUUGAAGUUCGUGAUAUAAAUGAGGCUGUUUCUGCUGUCAAAGACAAAGGAAUUCGUACUUUGGGAGAGAAACCAAAGAUUGGAGCUCACGGAAAACCAGUCAUGUUCUUGCAUCCAAAGGAUUGUGGAGGUGUUCUCUUCGAAUUGGAACAGGAGUAA